UAUUUCCAGUGAAAAGGAAGCAAAAGUAUCUGCGAAAAGUCAAGGAGACUCCAGUCACUACUAAAUAAGAGAAGCAACAGAAACAGCAAAAGGAAUGCGUAUGUGAGUGGUAAGAGAGAGAUGUUUACGCACGUAUCCAUGGCUUCGCUCAAGCUUGUGCUGCUGUUGUUCAUUCUCAGCUUCCUCAACUUGAACACUUGCAAAGCACAGGACCAACAGAGCACCGACCCUGUCUAUCUGUACCAUAACUGUUCAGGCGGCAACACCACCGCCAACAGUGCCUACCAACUAAACGUCGGCACCCUCUUCAGUUCCCUAUCUUCAAAAUCCAUAGAAUUCUCAAACGACACCGUCGGAACAUCCUCCUCCGACAGGGUGUACGGACUGUUCAUGUGCAGAGGAGACGUGCCCACAGCGCUGUGUCAACAGUGCGUGUUGAACGCAACGCGACGUCUCCGCUCAGAGUGCUCUCUGGCCAAACAGGCCGUGAUAUGGUACGACGAGUGCACUGUUCGCUACUCCAACCGCUCUUUCUUCUCCACGGUGGCCGUUCGGCCACGUGUCGGACUCCUCAACUCUGCCAACAUAUCCAACCAAGAAGCCUUCAUGAAACUGCUUUUCUCAACCAUAAACACAACCGCGGAUGAGGCUGCCAAUUUUUCCGUGGGAUUGAAGAAAUACGCGACCAAUCAGGCCAACAUUUCUGGGUUUCAGUCACUAUACUGUUUGGCUCAGUGCACACCCGAUCUGUCCCCGCAAGACUGCAGAAGUUGUCUCAGUGGUGUGAUUGGAGACCUUCCUCGGUGCUGUCAGGGAAAGCAGGGAGGAAGGGUUCUCUAUCCUAGCUGCAACGUUAGGUACGAACUCUACCCUUUCUACCGCCAAGUCGCACCCGCGCCUCCACCCUCAUCGCCCCUACUUCCGCCUCCAGCUUCCGCUAAUUCCCAAGGAGGCGGUGGGAUCUCAACUGGGACCAUUGUUGCGAUUGUGGUUCCAAUUACGGUAGCCGUGCUUCUGUUUAUAGUGGGAAUUUGUUUCUUGAGUAGAAGAGCUAGAAAGAAGCAGGGUUCUCUAAAGGAAGGAAAAAAUGUAGAUGACAUCACCACUGUGGAAUCCUUGCAAUUCAGUUUUGGCACGAUUUCAGCGGCCACAAACAAUUUCUCUGCGGAAAAUAAGCUGGGGGAGGGUGGAUUUGGUGAGGUUUUCAAGGGUGCUCUUCCGACUGGACAAGAAAUAGCUGUCAAAAGACUCUCCAAAAGUUCUGGGCAAGGUGGAGAAGAAUUUAAGAAUGAAGUGGUGGUAGUUGCCAAGCUCCAACAUAGAAAUUUAGUGAGGCUUCUUGGGUUUUGCUUGCAAGGAGAAGAGAAGAUACUUGUUUAUGAAUAUGUUCCCAACAAAAGUCUCGACUACACUCUCUUCGACCCUGAAAAGCAAAGGGAGUUGGAUUGGAGGAGACGUUACAAGAUUAUUGAAGGGACUGCUCGAGGCAUUCAAUAUCUUCAUGAAGAUUCUAGGCUUAGAAUUAUACAUCGAGAUCUUAAAGCAAGUAACAUAUUGUUAGAUAGUGAUUUGAGUCCAAAGAUCUCAGAUUUUGGCAUGGCAAGAAUAUUUGGAGUUGAUCAAACUCAAGGAAACACAGACAGAAUUGUAGGAACCUAUGGAUAUAUGGCUCCAGAAUAUGCAAUGCAUGGAGAGUUCUCUGUUAAGUCUGACGUGUACAGUUUUGGAGUCCUCCUUAUGGAGAUUAUAAGCGGCAAGAAGAAUAGUUCUUUCUAUCAAACAGAUGGUGCUGAGGAUCUAUUGAGCUAUGCGUGGCUACUUUGGAAGGAUGGAACACCUUUGGAACUGAUGGACCCCAUAUUAAGAGAAUCCUACAAUCAGAAUGAAAUCAUCAGAACCAUCCAUAUUGGUCUGCUGUGUGUCCAAGAAGAUCCCGAAGACAGACCUACAAUGGCAACAAUAGUUCUUAUGCUAGAUAGUAGCACUGUUACUCUACCAACUCCUAAGCGGCCUGCAUUUUUCAUCCACAGUGGAACUGAUACAUACAUGCCAAAAGGGCAGCAAUUUGAUCAGUCUAUAACAAAAUCAUUACCAGUUUCUAUCAAUGAAGUUUCCAUUAGCGAAAUGGAUCCUAGAUAAGCUUGAUUGCUUGGAGAUUUUAGGCUGUAUCAAUUACCCAUCACCUACUUAUUUGUCGUAGUUUCGCAUGACUAGAUUUGGAAAUCUUGGAACACUAUGUAUUGUAUUCUAGUUGCUUAUUUUUCAGCUCGAAGUAAUA
This is a messenger RNA of Vigna umbellata (rice bean), 2278 nucleotides long. Its product is annotated as cysteine-rich receptor-like protein kinase 10. Gene Ontology annotation, cellular component: plasma membrane. Lineage: Eukaryota; Viridiplantae; Streptophyta; Magnoliopsida; Fabales; Fabaceae. Gene Ontology annotation, biological process: protein phosphorylation; defense response to bacterium. The record is from RefSeq and is a predicted model, not a curated record. Gene Ontology annotation, molecular function: protein serine/threonine kinase activity; ATP binding.